Molecule: messenger RNA, 6651 nt
Organism: Etheostoma spectabile (orangethroat darter)
Lineage: Eukaryota; Metazoa; Chordata; Actinopteri; Perciformes; Percidae
Product: somatostatin receptor type 2
Exons: 4
Coding region: 703-1845 (380 amino acids)
Biological process (GO): cellular response to glucocorticoid stimulus; cellular response to estradiol stimulus; neuropeptide signaling pathway
Cellular component (GO): neuron projection; plasma membrane
Molecular function (GO): neuropeptide binding; somatostatin receptor activity
Source: RefSeq, a predicted model, not a curated record
CUGCCGCGCUGACUGACUCGUCGUGCCAAGGCUGUCGUUCUCGUUGGUCGCUGCGCACUGUGCGCGCAUAACGGCUUUUUUUUUUUGUUAAAACUGUGUUUACCAAAGUUCCGUUUUACAAACGCGGAAGAUUUCUUGGAGGUAAAAUUUACACAAACGACGCAGUAGCCUACAACCAGCAGCUCCGGCGAAGGUGGCGAGUGGGCGGCUGAACGCCAACGCCGUGCGUAAUACUCGGGGAGCAGGUGGAUGGAGAGGCUGGCGGGAUGCAGCUUCGGAGCGGCUGGACACCUUAUCCUCAGCUGAAGGACACCUUGACGCGAUGGGCUUAAAUAUUAAGAGGGAGUGCUCAAUUUUCAAACUAAAAAUCAAUCUUGCUAGUUUUUUUUGUUUCUCUACAGCUUCAAUGUGAUACAUGUGAUGGUUCCUCGUUAAUGAAAAUCUCCAGUCAUCCCAAUCCCCAGAGCCCCAAACACUUAGACCCCAAAGGGUCAAAUUCCCAUUACCCCAGGCUUAUUUUAGAACUUGAAGACCCUUUACCCUGCUUUCAACAGUCUUGCAUGGUAAUAUCAAUGCUUUUAGACAUGUUACAUCCUAAUCUCAAACUCAAUAAUAUCUACCUUCUCCAAGCUCCUUUAACAUCUCUCCCUACCAUCUUUAGGAAUGCGGAACCCUUUGACACCCUAAAACCUCUCAGCCAUCAUGGCCUUGGAUCAGUGGCCCUUUCUCCCGACUGUCCCCAACAUCUCCAUCCCUGAGCCCCUCCUGUACGACAGCUACAUGCAGGGGAAUGAGUCCGACCUGGACCUGAACAUCUCCAAGGCCAGGGAGCCUCACCAGGACAAGACCAGCUCAGUGGUCAUCACCCUCAUCUACUUCAUAGUAUGCGCCGUGGGCCUGUGCGGCAACGCCCUGGUCAUAUAUGUCAUCUUGCGAUAUGCCAAAAUGAAGACGGUGACCAACAUCUACAUCCUGAACCUGGCGGUGGCUGAUGUUCUGUGCAUGAUGAGCCUGCCGUUCAUCGCCCUGCAGCUGACGCUGGUGCACUGGCCCUUUGGAGAGGUGCUGUGCAGGGUGAUCAUGACUGUCGACUCCCUCAAUCAGUUCACGAGCAUCUUCUGCCUGAUGGUGAUGAGCAUCGAUCGGUACUUCGCUGUGGUCCACCCUAUUAAGUCCACGAAAUGGCGGAAGCCCCGCGUGGCCAAACUUAUUAACCUAACAGUGUGGUGUGUGUCCCUGUUAGUCAUCCUACCUACUUUGAUCUUUAGUGGCCUUAACAAGGUGCCAACAUGUGGGAUCCAGUGGCCAGAGCCCCAGGAUGUCUAUUACACAGCCUUCAUAAUCUAUACUUUCUUCAUUGGGUUCUGUCUGCCUCUGGCAGUCAUAUGCCUCUGCUACCUGCUCAUCAUAGUCAAGGUAAAGUCGUCUGGCAUGCGGGUGGGUUCCAGCAAGCGCAAGCGUUCUGAGCGUAAGGUAACACGGAUGGUGUCCAUAGUGGUGGCGGUGUUUGUCCUCUGUUGGCUGCCUUUCUACAUAUUCAACGUCACCUCCGUCACCAGCUUUAUCAACCCCACCUCUGCCGUGAAGAGCACCUUCGACUUUGUCGUGGUGCUGGGCUACGCCAACAGCUGCGCCAACCCCAUUCUGUACGCUUUCCUGUCGGACAACUUUAAGAAGAGCUUUCAGAACGUCCUAUGCCUGAAAAAGGUGGCAGGCCUGGACGAGAUAGAGCGCAGCGACAGCAGGGCAGACAGGAGCAGGAUGGUUAACGAUGCUGUAAUCAACGCCAACCUGGAGACUCACAAUGCUGCCCUGCUGAAUGGAGAGCUGCAAACCAGCAUCUGAGCAGCGGCAGUCACAUCCAAGGAGCCCAGAGACACAGACGAGCUGCCAGUAUAGUGACCCCUGUUCAAAGGUGCAAGGGUUGGACGAUGAUAUAAUAACUGCUGCUCAUGGACAUCAACACAUGGACAAAGUCUAGGUGAAAAAUAAACAAUUUCUUAAGGGAAAGUACACUGACUCCAGCACAAAACUCUUAAUAUUUUGGUUGAAAUCUCUGUGAGUCGAAAAGGACUGGCUGAAGUGAUUUUAAACACAGCAGAGACAAGUGAUGUUAAACAUAAAUAGGAGUGCUAUUAAUACUUGCCAUGGGUUCUAUUGAGUUGUCAGACGUCAUGGAGACUGAACCAAGAUCAAUGGAUCGGAGAAGGGACUGUGGGUACAGGAGAAAUACUGUUCACCCAUGUUCAGAGAGAGAGCUAGACGGGAUUGAUCAUCAUCCAGGCUCUCGUUUUGAGAGCUAUGAAGGGUUGGCAUUGAUUUCUUUGAACGUGGAAAUGAUGAAGAAGGCCGUCAAAAAUUUCAGAUGGAAACAGCCAGCACAGUAAUCUAUAGAGUCUUUAAAAAAAAAAAAAAAAAAAAAUCACUAAUCUUGAGCCAAAGGGGAAAAGAUUCAUGGUAAUGUUUUAUACAUAGCAGCUGAUUAUCUUGGUCUUCUGUGAUCACCAAGGCAUAUACAUACAUAACUACUUGUGAAGUGCUGUGUUUUGACAAUGUAAGAUGAGUGACAUGUGACAUAUGUAUUGUAGUCAAAGAGAGAAAGAGACAGGGAAAAGAGAUACAGAGAGUAGGAAUUAGAAAGGACUAAAGCUUGUGUAUGAUUAGUAUCUACUGAGAACACAACACAUGUACCGUAAAGGGAAAGCUUGAGAUUUGGAUACAGCUGACAGGAAGAGAGCAAGGCGUGUGUGGUGUGUGUGUGUGUGUGUGUGUGUGUGUGUGUGUGUGUGUGUGUGUGUGUGUGAGAGUCAUUAAAAGAAACAGAAUUUGAAACACCUCUAUAAUAAAUUCAGACACAAAAUAAUUGUAUACCACAUACCACAAAAAGCUUACCAUUAACCUGUCAAAGUAACUUGACUCAAUGCAUCCCACAUCUCUCAGUGGCAUUAGCUACACCAGAUGACCAAUAAAAAAAAAACAAUAAGCAGGCAGCAGCUAUAGAUAAAAGUGCAUACAACUCCAUUUUAUCACUCUUCAUAAUUAGUGGCUUCUUGAGGGGCACACAACUGUCAGAAUGCCAGAUUGAUUAAUAGAAUAAUCAAUCAAUCAAUCAAUGGAACAUCAUGGAGGUUCCCAUGCAUUAUUAUUUAUUUUCUUGCCAUGCUUGGGGUGAGGCAAUGCUAGGCUGACAUUUCACCACUUUGAUCAAUAUUGAAAUAUCAAAACAACUUUUGGAUGGACAGAGAUACCAGACAGCAUAUUUGGUAUGGACCACGGAUGCGUAGACUGUAUAAGUAGGGCCAAAACGACUCAAUCGCCCCCUGGGGGCUGGCUGCAGUUUAGGUCAUAAAUCCCCCCCCCCCCCCUCCAUGUUAGUGGAUGGGAAAUGGGCCAAAACUGCACAUACAUUUUUCUCAAAGAUGUCAUUUUAGGUAAUUCUUAGCAUGCUCAUUUUCAAGUUUUUCUUUUUUUUUGUGAGUGCUACGAAAACGGGGUAAAAAUCCUAAUUGACAGCUGACUUGGACUCACAAUUGGUUGGGUGGGUGGGUGUAUGGGCGGGACCGCCCAAUUACUGCAGCGCAGACUCUGGCUCCAAAAUUACAAGAUGGCAGCACCCAUAUCUGGGAUAUUUUGGCUUAACUUUUGUAUAGUGGGAGGAAGUCUCCCAUCCAGUCUAUGGUAUAGACAUUCAUUGUCCCCAGAGGAUGACCCUUUAUAACUUUGGUGAUGCCUUAACUUACAUGUAGCACCAACAUUAGGUCUUUUUUAAAAUUUUCCCAGCACUUUAAGACCAAAUACCUGCAAAACUAAUGCAAUUCCCGUCACCGUUAUCUGUACUUUGCUUACUGCUAAUUGCUAAUAUGUUAGCAUGCUAAUAUGCCACCUGAUCAGUACCAGAAACCCAACUUGUUCAGGACCUAUUUCCUGACCUAUCACGUCUAUCACGACCCUAAUCAUUCGAUCAACGCCUAACCUUAAUCAUUUACCUGCAUAGAACAAAUCAGGUAUUCGUUGAUCAAAGAUGCAUACCGUAAAUAUUAUAUCUUAUGAAAUAUCUGUAUGUUUGUGUUGGCAUUGUGAGCAUGUUAGCAUGCUGAUGUUAGCAUUGCACUCAAGUACAACCACAGAGCUGCUAGCAUGACUUUAGACUAUUAGCCGUUUAGAAUUGAAAUGUACAUAUUGUCCAAAAACGAAACAGCUCCAGUGAAGAUAUAUGGUUCUUACAUUUUUUAACUUCAACUUCCACAAAUUAACAUCAUCAUCAGGUAUUAUGAAUUAACUAUCUAGUUGAUCAGCUAGAUAAAACAAUAGCGGUUUGCCUAGUUAAAUGGUCUGAGUCCACUGAGCCACAGUAGAGCAAGAGUCAAAUGUCACAAUAACCUGGAUUUGGAAACCUUAUCACUCCCUUCAUGCUAAAUGAAUUAGCCCACAUCCAGAGCGGACAUCUAUUUCCGUUUUAGCUAUCAGUCCCUUUUAUCCUACGGACCUCCAUGAUGGAGCCACACCUAGUUGCCAGGAGAUUUGUCAAAGUCUCUGUGGUAAGAAGGUCAUCCGCCAUAUGCUGCGGUGUCAGUGUGGUGUAUCAGUCAACGUAGAAGCCAUCCAUCAGUGCAAUCAAAAGAGAUGAGGGCUAGGCAAGGCUUGUCCCGGGUGGUUACCGCAGAAAAUAAUUUGUCAUGGCAAUGUGUUUCUGCCAUCACCGCUGUAGCGGGGUCAGUCGUGUAUUAACGCACAAGUCGAAAUAGGAACACACUCUCAGAGACAAGUGUAGGAACAAUUCCAUAAGAAAUAUACUGUAAGACACAAGGAACUCUUUCCAUUCAUGUUGUUCACAAUGUGUAACCCAGACAUAAGUGCGUCACGUCCCUGACUGAGUAAUGCAUUAGAUUACCAAUUUUGCAUAUCUAUGUCCAAUAAUGGGACACAUCCAAAGGCUUUAUAAAUAAAACCCACAACCAGGACUUCAAUUUGAUUAGGGCUGCUACUAACGAUUCAUCUGGCGAAUAUUUUUUUGAUUAAUUGAUUACUUGUUUGGUCUAUAAAAUGUCAGAAAAUGGUAAAAAAUGUCAAUCAGUGAUGUCCAAAGCCCUCAAAUGUCUCUCCAAUCGAUGAACUGGUUAUCAAAAUUGUUGCAGAUUCAUUUAAUAGUUGACAGCUCAGCUAUUAAAUUUGAUUAAUCUUUGCAGCUCUAAAUUUGAUCAUCACAUGUCAAAAACCUGUGAUUGAAACUGAAACAUGCUAUAUAUGUUUCUGUGUCUUGAUUUCCUUUCUGUGAAUACUCUCCGAGACGUGGGUGUCCCACUGAGAAACCCAUUUUACAAUCUCACCUCUUACAGUCAAGGUAUUUAGCGCAUUCAAGCCUGAGGUUUAAGAACUAUUCUCUCUCUCAUCAUCCACAGUAAAUUACUUUUGUUUCUGUCCUAUCCAUUCAUCUCCCUCUUUCGUUCAUGCUCAUUGCUGGGGAAGAAUUACAUGAGCACACUUUACAGCCACCCAAACUCAACUGAACCAGACCGGAGAAAACGCACCAUGUCACUGUCUAUUUGGGCAUACUUAAUGGAGUUGAUGUACUUAACCCACCAUUCUGGUGUUAUGUAGUAGUUAAUAAGAUGGUUUGUGCCAAAACCAGUGUAAAUGUAGCGCUAAAAGGACAGUUUAGGCAAUGGGACGCUGUCUGUAGUCACUGCUUUCAUUGUAAUUUUUGGUUUGGGUUGACAUGACUCUUUGUUCAAUGGGCACAAUUCAGUGCCAAAUGUCAAACUGGCAUUUGUCCAGAUUUCUCUGGUUCCUGCCACUGUAUAGUGUACAGAUGAGAUGAGAAAGAAGCGGAGGAAUGGGAAACCUCUGCCUUCUUGCGCUCUGUUUCUUCUUUUGGAAACACAACUUAUUUGCGAAGGGCUAGAACAUGCACUCCAGGAUGAGGAUGCACCGUUCAAUAUUAACUCCAUGUGUUUUGUGGUAUCCUCUGCUUGUUCUUGCAUGGGGAGGGUUGUGUAUCCCACUUUCUGUGUUCCCUCACUAAGCAAAACCAGAUUUGCACACUUACUGGCUGGCCACUGUUGUUUUUGCCAGAUACAGUCUCAGAAAAAAAGUUACAGAUAUGUACCUGAGUUUGGGUUCAGCUUUAGCAACAUCUUUGUAGAGUUUUAAGUUACGAUCAGCAGCAACUAAUGAGACAUUCUUUUGGUUGAAGGAAGUGGGUUUUCAACACUACAGAUUGCACAUUAAAGCCAGAUUUUAGCCCCGCUGGUUGUGAUUUACAUGCUUGUUGCUGACAGUGUACAGACAUGGAUAUGUACUUUUCUGUGCAGUUACUUUUAUCUAUGUGCCUUGGAACUUGAUAUAAAAUCAUGUGAUAACAUCAAUGUACAGCAAAUCAACAUUGUAACCUGUUUUUUCCCAAAAGCCAAACAACCAAAGGCCUUUGUACUAUACAGACAUGUUAGUAACCAAAACAUACUGUAAAUCAUUUCUAGUAACAUUUUCCCAGCUUACAUAGCUUGUGUUUUGUGUGAUAUAAUGUCGAAAGCAGAUGUUUAUUUGUGACUCUUUAUUGUUGCAUAGACUAUAACGUGAUCAUUGAUUGUAUUGGACAGGCCAAUGUACUCGUCUCUGCGAUUAAAAUGCAGGCCAGUUUCUGCUCCCAUGGUC